UGGAUGACAUUGGAAUGGGUGAGAGAUUCGCUGAGGUGGAUGCCUGACGUAGAUGGAUGGGACGGUUUGUCUACAUUGUCGGGCUCCAUCGGAACCUCUUAUUUCUAUUGGGACACCUGGAUCGAGGGAAUGGCACACGAGGCCAGGAAUCAAAACCCUGUUAUUGCCAUUGGAAACCUCCAACAUUACUUAAAUGGAGCUCUUUCGCCUCUCCUGAGUCCCUCGUCGAGUCUCUCUCCAUCUACACGACACAAUCGUAUAUCUCAGCUCGCUUUUCAUUCCAUCUCUGGAUUCAAACAAUAUGCUCUCUGACGAAGAGGUCGAAAAAUACAUCCAAUUUGCAGAGUCCUACGAGGUUCAGAGAUCUAUCGAUGAGGACGAUGCUCUCUCCACGACCUUUUUCACUCUGGCCCACGACACCCCGCCCAAAGCUACUUCCUUCGCUCCUGAUCCACACGCUGUCUCUUUUGCGGAAGCCCAGUUGUACUAUUCGGGCUUGCCUUCUGAGCCUACGCUUCUAUACCGAACAGGCAAGGAGAAGUGGUCUCCGCCAAGGGGACCAGAGGCCUAUCGCCGAAUGAAGGAGUUAUGUGAAGUCUUCAAUCAUCCAAUCACCCAGUUCUGGAACAAGGACUUGGGCUGGAAGGUUGUCGACAUCAUGGACACUCACACAAUCCGCUUUACAACCAUAGAUGUCGUUCGUUUCAAAAAGGUUGAGGUCGACGAACCGAGUGACGACGAGGAAAACGUCGAGGUUGAAGAAGAUGAUGAGGAAGAAGAACCCACCAAGACCAAGAAACGGAACGUCGGUCCUGUGACUAUCUGGAUUGGUGUUUUCCCUGAGACUACCACCCCUACGGAUGCUCACAGCGCGGCUCAGGAUGUCCUAGCCCUUCUCAAUGACUACGGUAUCACCGAUGUCGACGUCGACUUUCGCGAAUCAUUCUACAUGCGCGAGGCUGGUCCUCAGCUUCUCCCACCCGUCGAGGAUCUAGACCCACUCGUCGACGUCGUUAGCCCCCUUACUCCGGCCCUUGGUCUCCGUAUCUCCACCAGGGCUAUGCCCAACAUUCAGGGGACGAUGGCCCUCUACCUCGCAGAAGGUGGAGACAGCAACAGACUUUUGGGGCUUUCGUGCCGCCAUGUUCUUAUUGGGCCGCAGGAAGCCAACGUUGACUACAGGUACCACCCCGGUGCGUUUUCCAAGGACAUCCUCCUGCUCGGCAAGAGAGCAUAUACGAACCUGUUAGAUUCAAUCAAAGAUAGGAUUAGAAGACACGGCUACUCAAUCGAGUACUGGACCAGCCAGAUCGAGGGGUUCUUGGAGAGGGAGAGGGGCACAGACCAGGCCGAUGUCCAGAAGGCUGCGGCAUCACGGAUUGCAACUCAGGCAUUGAUGGACAGGGCCAAGACCGCAGUGGGGGCGCUUGCGGCGCUGCUUAGGCGGGUCGGUACUGAUUGGAAAAAACUCAACGUCCGUGUUCUUGGCCACGUCCUCUGGUCCCCUGCCAUCGCUCUCGGUGUCGGUGAACAUCGUUUUACGGAAGAUUGGGGAAUCUUCCAGGUCGACCGGGCUAAACUUGGUGAUGGUUUCCAGGGUAAUAAGUUGGACCUUGGAACGAAGAUGCCGCCCGGGGUCUUUACGAUGAAAUGCUUCCCUCGUGGAGCCAUUGACUGGGAGUUCAAGUUUCCUUUUGAUCGUCUGCUUUCGCUCGUGGGCACCAUCACCGAUGAAUUGAUGCAUGCUCCUGACAUGUGGGACUUGGACGGCGAACCGUGUUUGUUGGUCGUCAGAAACGGUAACGCCACUGGCAUCACCAUCGGCCGUGCCAACGGUGUCUUCUCCAUCGUCCGUGAAUACUUCAUGGACAUGACUAUCAACCAAACCUCGAUGGAAUGGGCCAUCAUCAAUUACGAUAGCAAGUCGGACGUCUUCUCGGGAUCGGGCGACUCCGGCUCCAUCAUCGCCGACCUCCAUGGCCGUAUCGGGGGGUUACUCACGGGUGGUUCUGGCAAGACCAAGUCCUCCGACAUUACUUAUGCCACGCCGUUCUGGUGGCUCCUCCAGCGCAUUAAGGCGAACGGAUUCCCUAAUGUGCACCUCGAUGUCCUCGCCUAGGGAUCUUGUCAUCGACAACGACCUCGACGUCAAAGAUCAGCUCUUUUUCUUCUGCGACUUCUAUGCUUUUCUUCUAGUGCACCGGGAAUUUGGAAUUUGUCCAGAUCCACCCAGCUAAUUCACUCUCCACCACUCGUAGCCUUAAAUUCACCAGGGUGGAAUAGCGUGAAUUUCAGUCUUACUCCCAGCUCUC
Pisolithus orientalis is the source of this 2312-nucleotide messenger RNA. RefSeq lists its product as uncharacterized. The coding region runs from base 302 to 2119 and encodes 605 amino acids. The record is from RefSeq and is a predicted model, not a curated record. The transcript is spliced from 4 exons. Lineage: Eukaryota; Fungi; Basidiomycota; Agaricomycetes; Boletales; Pisolithaceae.